Syngnathoides biaculeatus (alligator pipefish) is the source of this 1472-nucleotide messenger RNA. RefSeq lists its product as uncharacterized. Lineage: Eukaryota; Metazoa; Chordata; Actinopteri; Syngnathiformes; Syngnathidae. The record is from RefSeq and is a predicted model, not a curated record. The transcript is spliced from 4 exons. The coding region runs from base 137 to 928 and encodes 263 amino acids.
GUAAAAGAUUAUUUUGAGUAAGUCGACACAGUUGAGUAUGUUCAGGACAUUAGAGAUCACGUUGCCUUCAAUUCCAGUUAGAACUUGUGGAAUUUAGAACACGUCUGAUCCGUUAUCAUGACGUCAUUCACGUGUCAUGGCGGCUCCCGUGGCUCUCGUUCAAGGUGCCAGCCGGGGUCUGGGUUUGCAGUUUUGCAAGUACAUUUUACAAAACAAACCUCCGGCGAGCGUCAUAGCAACGUGUCGGAAUCCGGACGGGUCGGUGGCGCUGCAGGGGCUGGCCGCACAACACCCGGAUCGGCUGACGGUGCUGCGGCUGGACGUCAACCGCGAAGAGGACGUCCGGGAGGCGGCCGAGGGGGUGAAGAAGAGUUUCGGGCGGCUUGAUUUGAUGGUCAACUCGUCGGCUUUGCUUCACCCGUCUGGGAAAGGAGAGACCAGCCUGAGGGAUGUUUCUGCACAGGGCCUCAUCGCCACGUUGACAACCAACACCGUUGGCCCGCUGCUCAUGGCCAAGUAUUUCGCCGCCCUUCUGCAGAAGGGCGGCGGCGGCUUCGGUCGGCAGCCGGCGGACCGGGCCAAACGGCACAGCGGCGUCAUCGUCAACAUCACCGCCAAAGUGGGCUCUAUUGGCGACAACGGUCUCGGCGGCUGGUACAGCUACAGAAUGUCAAAAGCGGCUCUCAACAUGGCCACCAAAAAUCUUUCCAUCGAGCUGGGACGCGGUCGACCCAAGGUUUUAUGCGUGUCCUUGCAUCCGGGAACGCUGGACACGGACCUGUCGCGACCGUACCACCGGAACGUACCCGAAGGGAAAUUAUUCAGCGCCGAACGCUCCGUGGAGUGCCUGAUGGCCGUCGUGGAAGCGCUGGAUGGGGAAAAGACGGGCAACGCCUACAGCUGGGAUGGCACUCAACUGCCCUGGUAGCAAAAACAAUCAAGGCACAAUUAUGAAUAUGAGCUUUGCAUAUUUUUAUUUUAAUGGGAUUCUCAAUGAAUUGUUUGACCUACACAUUAUGGGGUAAUGUGUUUUUUUUUUCAUUAUACAGUUGUGCUUGUAAGUUGACACUCCCUGGCAGAUUUUUUUUUUUUUUAAAUAUUGCUAUUUUUGGGGAACGUGGGCAUGAGCCAUCUGGUUAUUUUCUUUAUUUUUUUUCAUGUAAUGAUAUGCUAUUCAGAAUGCCUCAUAUUUUCAUUUUAAGCAUAUUAAAAUACAUGGUUGGCCUGAUCACUGUUUACAUGUUGUAAAUUCUGCCAAGUUUGGUCAACAAAUGAGCACAAGCGUGUAUUGCAGUGUGAUAAUAAUUCCAAGUGCAUUAACUCCAAAUGGUUAUUGUGCAUCAUUUCCCACCAGAGGUCGCACUUGUGUUAGUUUUCAUCUAUAUCCAAUGUUAUGAUAUUCAACCAAUUAAUUUGAUCUUUUUUUUUCAUAUUCACUCUUGUCAUUCGAACCAAUAAACCAAUCAGCUUUU